Anopheles aquasalis is the source of this 1975-nucleotide messenger RNA. RefSeq lists its product as uncharacterized. Lineage: Eukaryota; Metazoa; Arthropoda; Insecta; Diptera; Culicidae. The record is from RefSeq and is a predicted model, not a curated record.
CGAGGAGUGGAUCAUCAUGCACACGAAAAUGUCCUGUGAUACUCAUCAUCAAACAGAGCACGAUCGUUUGUUAGAAGCUUGGAAAAAUUGUGAAAAACUGCGGCCUCUUUUGCGGCCAGUUCCUAAAUCUGCUGACAAAUCAAAAAGUAUGAACCCACUUUCGGUACAGGAGCACAGGCAGUUGUCGCUGAUUCUAUUGUCGAUUGCACAAGCUCUUCGCUUUCGAGAACACAUUUUGCGGCCAUAUUUCGAAGAAUACUCUCUUGUUACACGUGACGGUCCGUUCUGCACGGUGCGGUAUGCGUUCCGGGUGCUGUAUUACCUCGGCGUAACGUUAUCCAAGCGAGAUAAGGAAUUGUUUGUAAAACGGUUCACCAACGAUGGUCACCUUUUCGAUUACGGCUCAUUUGUUGAAGAAAUCGAUCAGCUGUUCCGCUUUUUGGAUCAACGUGAAGGAGCACUAGAUCGCCAGCAUGAUGAUGGUGCGGUGCCUACCAAAAUCAUCGAAACACAUUUGCCAAAGGUCGUUCGGCCCGAGGUUGGAUCGAUCUCAGUGGCCGAAUUGUGUGGCAAACGGCUCGCCUUUCAUCCUUGUUUGAGUGCUGAUCGAAAGGAUCAAACCAUGCGGGAACUGCUGCUCCGCAUUCAACGACAUAUCUGGGAGAACCGGAUUCGUAUCAAAGAGGUGUUUCAACAACAUGAUCCUUUCCGCUGUGGAUGGAUUACGAGCGGUCAGUUUAUCCGAUGUCUCGAUCUGAUCGGCCUCUCUCGUUUGCAUCGACUUCCGCUGCACGAUCGGGAAUUGAGGCAACUGUGUGAACGAUAUGCCCAUUCGAAAAAUCCUAACCAAAUACGGUGGACCUUGUUUGUGGAGGAAAUUUGCCGAAUGUACAGCGACUUUCCUUUGGAUAAGGAAGCAUCCGUUCUCAGUACUAGUGUUCCUGCAUCCCUGAAACAUUUACCGCCUCUCGGAAAGUAUGAAGCAACUACUCAAGAAAUCCGUACUUGUGGUUCAACAUUGCGUCGAAUCAGAAAGAAAAUUACAAGCGAGAGCAUUAUGCUCGAACCUGUGUUUAAAGAUUUUGAUCAGCACCGCAAAGGAUACAUAAAUUUCAAUCAGUUACGAGAAGCUUUCGCCAUUAGCCGGCUUACGCUGACCGACGAGGAAGCCUUCCUGCUGGAUAAAAUUUAUGGAGACGACCGAGGUUUCCAUUAUACAAAGUUUUUGGAAGAAAUGCAGGCCACUGAUAAACAACCUGCAUCGGAGCAUUUGAAGGUAAAGGAACUGAUCAACCGCGAUUCUACACCGGCAGAACCAAUGGCAAGCGAAAAGGAUAUCGUUCUGGUUCUGGCAAAAGUAAAAGCUCAGGCGGUACAUCGCCGGUUACGGUUGAUAGACUCCAUGGAAGGAUUCGAUCCGUUGCACCAUCAUCGAAUUAGUGCAACUCAGUUCACCAGAGGAUUAUCGACGGCCAGCAUCAAACUGACGCCAUGUGAAAUGCAACUCCUGUGCGAGUACUUCCGAACACCUCUGUCCACCACGAUCGAUUACAAGCGGUUCUGUGACACGGUUGCGGAAAUUGAUUAUCAACCAAUGCUCGAAAAGGCUCCGCUGUUAGUUCCGUGUCGCCAUUUUCCGGCCGAUGAAACAUCGACUUUAAAUUUUCUGAACUUUGAAGAUCGCACCAUCGUUUCGAAGGCUCUGCAGAAGCUGGCACGCCACGCGGAUCUUGUGUCGAACAUGCGCUCGCAGCUGAAGGACUUCGACCCACAAAACGUGGGCCAUAUUUCCCGGAAUCGUUUACUGCGUGUGCUGACGUCGCGUGACUUGCACACACGAAUCUCGAGUCGAGAGUUUGAAAAGUUGUGCAACUAUUUUGCCGUGGAAAUUGGUCAUCGUCAGGAAGUAAAUUACCGAGCCUUGAUGGAGGCGGUGGACUAUCUGUACACCAACCGGGAAGUUCAUCCUUUCUGA